This is a messenger RNA of Rotaria socialis, 1746 nucleotides long. Lineage: Eukaryota; Metazoa; Rotifera; Eurotatoria; Philodinida; Philodinidae. The record is from the annotation of a GenBank genome assembly.
AUGUUUAAAUCUUUACCAUCAGAUGUUCUGAACUAUAGUUAUGACAAUUUUUACCAACUAGUUAAAGAAAGAUGUGGUGAUAAUGUCGUAGAAUUUAUGAAAUUAUUAGAUAUUUCAUCGGUUCAGUCAUUGCUGGGAGUAGAAAAUUUAUUUGAUUAUUUGGAAUUCAAUUCAGAAAAAUUAAAUGCCAAUAAAAAAAAAUUAGCUUUCCAACAUGAAAAUGGUUUAGUUGAAGUGAAAUGGGGUGUUAGAAACUCAUUGGAAUGUUUAAUUCGAGAUUUAAAAACAUUUAGCAAUAAUAAUCAACGAAUGACAGAAUCAAUAGUAUUAAAUGAUGAUAUGAUUCUGCCAUCAAGUUUCCUUCAAAAGCAUCCUAUGUUAAAAUGUUUAAUUAAUUUAUAUCGAACGAUUGAUGAUCAAAAUAACGAAGAUAACUCUGAAAAUACAUCUUUUUUAAAUUAUUUUCUUGAUAACAUUAGCAGUAAUUUAUGUCGCUCAAAAAAUGCUUAUCGUUAUAAUGAACCUGUACUUCGAUUUGCAAUGGCUUUCCAUGUAUUAAGCGGAAAUAUAGCUUAUGAAUUCGUACGACUGAAUGUACCAGGUGUUCUUCCAGCAUUAUCUACUCUUCAAGGGCAUCCUUUAAAUAAACAGCAUCGAAUGAAAGAAGCUGAAUUUCGUUUUGAUUCGUUAUCAGCACACAUGAAUUCGCUUAAAACAAAUAUUGCAUUUGCUGCAGAAGACUGCACAGCAGUUAUUAAGAAGAUAUCUUAUGACAGUUUUACUAACUCAUUUGUUGGCCUAGUACCACCUUUAAAUGAUGGAAUACCUACUACCCUACACUACCAAACAGACUCUUUUAAAAAACUUCGUGAAUGGUUUUCUAAUGAAGAUCGUUCACAUCUUAUUAAUAUUCAUAUGAUUCAGCCUAUUACUAAUAUGCAGAUAGCACCUAACCCGUUUUUACUUUCUGCAUUUGGAACAAAUAACAAAUAUGAAGCCAUUGAUAUUAUUCGUCGAUGGAUAUGGAUAUUCGAGCAAAGCUCAUUACAAGAUAUUCGUAUUGUUGGAUUUUCAACUGAUGGUGAUCCAAAAUAUAUGCGUGCAAUGCGUCUUGUAACCGGCUUUUUUGCUUCACUACCAAACAUUAAAUUAAAUAGUUACACAAAUGCAUUUCAUGUUAAAAUUCCAAAAGAUUGGAAUUGGUAUUUUCUUGGUGACAGUCAUCUGUUUUUAUGCUUUCAAGAUGCUACACAUCUUUGUACAAAGUUACGUAAUCGACUACUAUCUCGCACAGCUAAUAUGUUAAUCGGCAACCAUUGUAUUUCUAUUAAUUAUCUCUCAACAUUAAUUCGAAAUAUCCCAAAAUUACGACACGGUUUAGUAAAAUCUGACAUUUUCCCGCAAGAUCGUCAAAAUUUUAGUUCUUGUGUUAAAAUAUGUAGUGAUGAUGUAACUAACUGUUUAACUGAAAUUCAUGACUCUGAAGGCAUAAUUAUGUAUAUUCAUUUACUUCGUUCAAUAAUGAUUGCAUACAUAGAAAAAUUAACAACACCCAUCAAUCGACUAUAUCAUGCAUGGUUCUCAGUUUUUGUUAGUCGAUUGUGGUAUAUCUGGAUCGAUUAUAUGCCAAAAGUUAAUUUAGAAAAAAGCCUUUACGAACUUAGUGGUAUUACAACGAAUAAAAAAAAAGAAAAAAAAGAAACAAUUUUUCAUUACCAACAACGCUUACUAUUGCAUAGAAAUUAA